Messenger RNA from Chlamydomonas reinhardtii, 4937 nucleotides. RefSeq lists its product as uncharacterized. The coding region runs from base 607 to 3354 and encodes 915 amino acids. The transcript is spliced from 29 exons. Gene Ontology annotation, biological process: tricarboxylic acid cycle; carbon fixation. Gene Ontology annotation, cellular component: cytosol. Gene Ontology annotation, molecular function: phosphoenolpyruvate carboxylase activity. NCBI's taxonomy places the organism in Eukaryota, Viridiplantae, Chlorophyta, Chlorophyceae, Chlamydomonadales, Chlamydomonadaceae. The record is from RefSeq and is a predicted model, not a curated record.
AUAACGUUGAAGCCAUGUUGUUAUCCAUGCAACCUUUGCAAGUCGAACCGCGGGACAGCGACGCAGCCUGGGCCCUGUGUCCUGGGCCCUGUGUCCAUGUGGAUAUUCAGACCAUUAUCUGAUGUAAACAAUGACAGUUAACACUGGAAUGCUAACAAGGGUUGUGUUGCUUGCGGUUGGUGCCUGCCGCUUGUAAAUGAAAUGAAACGGCAAGACAGCUAUCUCAUGCAGGAGAAACAGUGCAGAAGCUGUCAAAAGUCCUUGCCGAUGGAAAACUGGAUUGCGCGUGCACCAUCGGGCAGCUUGUCGCUGGGGCCCAGCCAACUCCUGACUGCAACUUGCAAUUUGGUUUAAUUAGGCUGCAUGCACUGUUACACGCAGUGCUAAAGCCUUGGGGAUACCAAAAAGCUGGGUAGGAGAGGUUUAGCGCGGUCACGUUGUUUCGUCUUGUAGCCUCUCAGCGCGGGCUGAUAACCGCUGAAUUUUUCUUUCUUUAGCGAUCUUUCAAUCCAAUAUCUGAGACCGUUCUGGGCUUGUUUGCCGCUCGAUUGCGGAGUAUACUCUCGUCUAGGGCCGCCGGGCGGAUCUUUCAAGCGACGAGAAAGAAUGCAGCUGUCUGCUACCAGCGGCAGGACCUCCUUCAGGGUGUCGCAGGACCUGAGGACUGGGCCAGCCAAUUUCCUGUCCGGGCUGCGCGACGAUGAUUCCCUGCUGCGCCAGGUGUUCUUCUCCAUCCUGCGCCACCACCAUCCAAACCUGGCUGCAAAGGUGGAUGUGAUCUACGCUCUGAGCCAGGCCUGGUGCACUAGCCAGUCCGACAACGACUUCGAACUGAUGGUCAAGUACGUGAGCGACCUCAAGCCCGAGGAGCGCAUCCUGGUGGCCUCCUCCUUCAGUCACAUGCUCAACCUGCACAACCUCACGGAGGAGGUCAACAGCAGCCAGAUCGGCCGCGCAGUGCGCCUGGGGGAGAUGGACUCCCCCACCCGCGACACCAACCACUCGCUGCUCAAGCUCACCACCACCAACGGCUUCACGCCGCAGCAGGUGUACGACACGCUGUGCUCCCAGACCGUGGAGCUGGUGCUCACUGCUCACCCCACCCAGGCUCUGCGCGCCAGCUUGCUGAAGAAGUACGCCAUCGUGCGCCGCGAGCUGGACACGCUGCACAGCAAGCGCAUGAGCGAGUACGAGAAGAUAGAGACGCUGGAGGCCAUCCGGGCCGCGGUGCAGGCCGCCUGGCGCACCGACGAGAUCCGCCGCUCCAAGCCCACGCCGCAGGACGAGAUGCGCUCGGGGCUGUCGUACUUCUCCACCGUCAUCUUCGACGUGGUGCCUGUGUUCCACCGGCGUGUGGACACGGCGCUGGAGAAGCUGGGCCUGCCGCGACUGCCGCUGGACCGCGCGCUGUUCAAGUUUGGCAGCUGGAUGGGCGGCGACCGCGACGGCAACCCCAACGUGACGGCCGAGACCACCCGCGAUGUGGUGGUGCUGGCGCGGCUGGAGGCGGUCAACGUCUACUUCCGCCAGGUUGAGGGCCUGAUGUUCGACCUGUCCAUCUGGAGGUGCAGCCCCGAGAUGAAGGAGCUGGCCGAGCGGCUGGCGGCGGCGGAGAGCCGCGACGCGGCGCGGGUGGCUGAGGAGCGCAAGCGGCGCAACUACGUGGACUUCUGGGCGCCCAUCCCGCCCACCGAGCCCUUCCGCGUGGUGCUGGCGCACAUGCGCGACCGCCUCUACAACACACGCCAGAUCCGCACCUUCGGGCUGUGCAUGAUGGGCCUGGACGUCCGCCAGGAGUCCACCCGCCACACGGAGGUGAUGGACGCGGUGACCACCUACCUGGGGCUGGGCAGCUACGCCUCCUGGGACGAGCCCAAGAGACUGGCCUUCCUGCUGGGAGAGCUGCAGGGCAAGCGGCCUCUGAUGCCGCCCGGCAUGGACAUGAGCCCGGAGGUGAAGGAGGUGGUGCGCACGCUGCGCAUACUCAGCGAGCUGCCGGGAGACAGCCUGGGCGCCUACAUCAUCUCCAUGGCCAAGACCGCCAGCGAUGUGCUGGCAGUGGUGCUGCUGCAGCGCGAGACGGGCGUGCGCCCCGCGCUGCGUGUGGUGCCGCUGUUUGAGACGCUGGACGACCUGCAUAACGCGCCCGGCACCAUGACCACCCUGCUGGGCAACGACUGGUACCGCGGCCACAUCAACGGCGUGCAAGAGUGCAUGAUCGGCUACAGCGACAGCGGCAAGGACGCGGGCCGCCUUGCCGCCGCCUGGGCGCUGUACGAGACGCAGGAGAAGCUGGUGGAGGUGGCGGCGGGCUGCGGGGUCCGCCUGGUGCUGUUCCACGGCCGCGGCGGCACCGUGGGCCGCGGCGGCGGCCCCACCCACAUGGCCAUCCGCAGCCAGCCGUCAGGCACCAUCAACGGCCACCUGCGUGUGACUGUGCAGGGCGAGAUCAUUGAGCAGCAGUUCGGCGAGAAGGAGGUGUGCUUCAGGACACUGGACCUGUACACCAGUGCGGUGCUGGAGGCGGCGCUGGACCCCCCUCCCGCCCCCGCGCAGGAGUGGCGCGACCUGAUGAGCCUGCUGGCCACCGAGAGCUGCGACAUGUAUCGCUCGGUGGUGUACCGCACCCCCGAGUUUUAUGACUACUUCAUGCAGUCCACGGCCGCCAGCGAGCUGGGCCGCCUCAACAUCGGCUCCCGCCCCAGCAGCCGCAAGAGCGGCGGCAUUGAGACGCUGCGCGCCAUCCCCUGGAUCUUCGCCUGGACUCAGCAGCGCCUGCACCUGCCCGUGUGGCUGGGCAUCGGCGAGGCGCUGGAGGCGGCCAUCGACAAGGGCUACGGCCCCGUGCUCCAGGACAUGUACGCCAACUGGCCCUUCUUCACCUCCACCCUGGACCUGGUGGAGAUGGUGCUGGCCAAGGCCGACAGCAGGCUGUCGGCCUUCUACGAGCGCACGCUGGUGGACAGCUCGCUGGCGCCACUGGGGCAGCGCCUGCGCGAGCUGCUGGCCAAGACGCAGCAGAACAUUCUGAUUGUGGUGCGCAAGUCGGUGCUGCUGGAGGGCAACACGCCCAGCCAGAUGUCCACGCCCAACCUGGACGAGAAGAUCCGCCUGCGCUCGCCCUACGUGGCGCCGCUCAACGUGCUGCAGGCGCUGUCGUUGCAAGGGCUGCGCAAGUUCCGCGACGGCGGUGACACGGAGUACAACCCCAGCGACCCCGAGAUCAUCGACCUGCUCAGCCGCGACCCGCACAAGAAGGGCGAGGGCGCGCAGCACCCCUUCGUCAGCGCCAUGGACGACUGCCUCAUGAUCACCAUCAAGGGCAUCGCCGCGGGCAUGCAGAACACGGGGUAAAGCGGCGGCGGCGGCAGUCGUGGCGGCGGCGGCCGCCGCACAGGCUGCUGCGGCGGCGGUGGCGGCGGUGACGGCUGCGCUGUUGGGCCUGGCGUGGCGUACGGCUUGAGCCGCGGGCUGGGUGCGGACCUGUGUGGAGCUGCACCAUGCGGCCAUGGCGAAACGCGUUUACUGGUGAUGGAUAAGAUCGUUUUGCUCGCGUUUGCUGCGUCGCUGGAAGAGCAGGACGCGCGUCAUGUGCAUGGUCGCAGUGUUUGGCAGCGAAGAAUGCGGUAGGGGUGAAUAACUUCCAAUAGAGAGAUUUGUGUUUGCUGUCUGAGUGUUUUGGAAUCUGGAGGCGUUGUGCAAGUGCCGCAGGGAUUGCCGCGGAAGCCUGGGCCGUCAUCACACACUCCUGUGUGUUAGGUCAGCACAACAGAGAAUGGGUCGUGCCUGUGUGUACUUACUGUGUGUCCAGAUGCUGGUGAGAUCUACCUAUCCCUUCGUACGCACCGAGUUGCCUGUCGGGCUGUCGGUGCUAGGGCGUGAAUACGGGGCGCUUCAGGUUGGAUUUGGAUGGAAUGCUUGCUUGUAGGGAGGGAGGUUCCGGAAUAUCAUUCGGGGAAUGGGUUUGGAAUAUCAUUCGGUGAGUACACAUGAUGAGUAAAGGAGCAUGGCUUUGAGGCGAGCGGGGUGGCGUGCCUGCAGUGUGUGUUCAUGCAUUCGGGUGGGGCCUCUGGUGCGAUAGCAAGACCGCGUGGACUGCGGUUAUGUGCAUGAACUGGAAAUGCUGUGUUCCUUAGAAGGCUCAUGGUUGCCUGUCCGUCUGAUGGGGAGGGCCAGAAGCACUCGCUGGCAGGGUUGGAUAUUAUCUGGACGGGCCCCGGGCUGGCGAACAGAGGCGAACCAGGGGAGGCCCUGGUGGCAAACGAAGUGGCAAUUCCGUCAUUCCGCACACCAUCAAUGCCACGCCGGGCUCUUUGUCAUGCUUGUAGUUGGGCUUGCCAGAGGAAUGUGCCUGCUAACAGGGGGGGGGUAGUUUCGACUGGAAAAGGCCCCAUGUUCUAAAACGAAAGAGCUUGACGAGAGGACUCCAAAUCCACUUUCAGAGUUUCAAUCAGGGUAGUAAUUGCAAAGUUAUGGGCCCUCAAAGUUCAGGGUCGGUCGUCGGGGCUGGGGGUCCCCAAGGUUUCGUCACGCAGAUGUGGGUGGGACUGCCAGGUUUCGUCUCUGCGCCCUAAACGCCCCUCUAAACGCUCCGCCCAUUAGCACAAGCACUAGCACACAUUAGCAUGCACAUACUAAAGCAUUUGCAGAACGUUUGGUCUCUGGAAAGCGGCCGCAUGUCCGUCCACAUCGGCAUCGUAGUAGCGUAGAGCCCCACUCGAGCGUCUCUCACUGGUGUCAUGGAGACUAUGCGAACUGAUGCUAUCGUGUAACGGCCAAGGCUUCGUGUGGGUCAUGGCGACAAGGCUGCCGCCGGCCAUCGAGCGUGACAAGAAUCCCGGGAUUCUUCACAUGAUCCCGGUAGAAAGUCGACCAAUCUCUUCCGGCACACAAUCCCAAACACCAUAUGUACAGCGCACUUGUAAGCUUAAGCGCAC